Molecule: messenger RNA, 426 nt
Organism: Knipowitschia caucasica
Lineage: Eukaryota; Metazoa; Chordata; Actinopteri; Gobiiformes; Gobiidae
Source: the annotation of a GenBank genome assembly
AUGACUAUCGCGCACCGGUCAGAGCCAGCAUCGUGUCCGCCUCAGUGCAUCCUUCAUCCCAGCUACGCCCGUGGAUCUGCAGCCGUGGAUCAGCGCCCGUGGAUCAGCGCCCGUGGAUCUGCGGCCGUGGAUCUGCGCCCGUGGAUCUGCAGCCGUGGAUCUGCGGCCGUGGAUCUGCAGCCGUGGAUCAGCGCCCGUGGAUCAACGCCCGUGGAUCAGCGCCCGUGGAUCAGCGCCCGUGGAUCAGCGCCCGUGGAUCAGCGCCCGUGGAUCAGCGCCCGUGGAUCUGCGGCCGUGGAUCUGCGCCCGUGGAUCUGCGGCCGUGGAUCUGCGGCCGUGGAUCUGCAGACAAUACUGAGCCCAGAGCAGGUCCAGGACGACGGCGAAGUCCAACACCGGGAAAAACAACUGGGGUUAAAAAUAUAA